UCUAUCUGGCAAAAUCUCCACAUCACACACCAUGUGAUGUUUAGCCCUAGCUCCUUUGGCUUUGAGCAAAUAUCCCGCGCGAGGCAUUAUGGGAUUUGUCGAACUCACUGCGUCACUGUGCCGCCUUCACCCGAGUGACCGCGCGCGCCGAGAGAAAGAAGAAAUGGCCAAUCAGUCAAUGGACAUCGUAGCUAAGGCGCUGGAGCAGCAAAUGCUGCACUCAGCACGGAUCGUUGAGGAGCAGAUAGACGCUGAGCUGGAGAAGCUAGAGCGCAUGGAUGAGGAUGAACUUGAGUGUCUCAAGGAAAGGAGGCUGGAGGCUCUCAAGAAAGCCCAGAAACAGAAGCAGGAAUGGAUCUCUAAAGGCCAUGGUGAAUAUAGAGAGAUCCCAAGUGAGAAAGAUUUCUUUGCUGAAGUUAAAGAAAGCAAGAAUGUGGUUUGCCAUUUCUACAGGGAUUCCACUUUCAGAUGCAAAAUUCUGGACAAACACUUGAGUGUCAUGGCAAAGAAGCAUUUGGAGACAAAGUUCAUCAAACUAAACGUAGAGAAGGCUCCCUUCCUAACAGAGAGGCUUAGGAUUAAAGUUAUUCCUACACUAGCACUGGUGAAAGAUGGGAAGACUAAGGACUACGUAGUAGGCUUCACUGAUCUAGGUAACACAGAUGACUUCUCGACUGAAAUGCUGGAGUGGAGACUGGGCUGUUCAGAUAUAAUCAACUACAGUGGAAAUCGCUUCGAGCCACCUACGCUUGGUCAGAAACCAGGGACAAAGUUCACCAAGCUGGAGAAAAAGACGAUCAGAGGGAAGGGCUAUGACUCGGACUCUGAAUCUGAUGAUGAUUAGAAAACUUUUUCCUCAGGCCUUCCUACAGUCUUUGUAAAACUAACUUGGUUUGUUCCUCUGUCUUCUUUGUAUACCUCAGAUUUCUUUUCCAUAUUUCAUAUUAAACCUUUGUUUCAUGAUCAAUGUGCUUUCAGACACACAAGACUGCAUUUUCCUUUAUACACCAUUUAGGCAGGGAAUUCUUUACUCCAUUGAUCUUGUCUACCUGGAUUUGAACUGAAAGAAGUGGAGCCUCAUUGAUUUAGAUCUACACUAUAAAUAACAAAACUUCAUAAUGGACAGAUUAAAAAAAAAAUAAUAAUAAAAUUUCUAACAGCGUAUGUACAGAUCAGAGCAAUCAGCACAGAUGUUUACUGAAUUCUGGCAAUAGCAAUCCUCACUUAUUUCAAACUGGCUUUAUGAAUUAAAAAAUGAAAGAUUAUCAGGUUGAUGGAGACUCAUGUGGUAAUAAGCCUGAGAUACUUAUGUUUUUAUAUUUAUGAUGUAAUUCUAUUUGUUUCCUAGGUUGGUGUAAUUAAUUUAUUACUUUUAUGGGAAGAGAAUAUCUUUGAGAGGCCACAACGAAAAUUAACAUCACAUUUACCCAAAACUAGAGUUCAGCUCUAGGCCUUCAUGAACAUCACACAAGUGCCAAGAAAGCUACCAUUACUGUAAUCACUACUGUUUUAUCCAUGUGAAUAGAAACUUAAUCUUUGAUUUUCUUUAUUUUUUUAUAGCACUAAUUGAAUACUCAUUAAAAGAAACUCCGCUCAUCACUGUCAA
Molecule: messenger RNA, 1606 nt
Organism: Pangasianodon hypophthalmus (striped catfish)
Lineage: Eukaryota; Metazoa; Chordata; Actinopteri; Siluriformes; Pangasiidae
Gene: txndc9
Product: thioredoxin domain containing 9
Exons: 5
Coding region: 89-844 (251 amino acids)
Biological process (GO): microtubule cytoskeleton organization
Cellular component (GO): cytoplasm
Source: RefSeq, a predicted model, not a curated record